AUGGCUAGGAUUACCAAGCAGAAGGCUUGUAUAGCCUGUACAGAAUCAAAACGCCGCUGCGACAAGGGAGCGCCCUCAUGCAGCCGCUGCGAUGACAGGGACAUAGACUGCCGAUACCCUGCAACACAGAGGCGGCGGCAUCUUCAACGUCAGGGGCCGUUCCCCGAUCCUCCAGCACAACAGCCCGACCUGAACAUGAUGGCGGACACGUUGAUAAUCGAUGCCGCAAGUCUUGCGACUGGUGCCUGGAGCAUGCCGUGGACGGGCCUGGAUUUUGCACCGAGCCCCCAAGCCGCCUCGGGAUUCGCCGCACCACAACUCCUACCCGCUAGAAGCCCGCCACAGCCCACGACUCAGACUCACAUCCCACAGCACGCCAAGAAACCAGUCGCGUCUUCGCUCGCCGAGAGCAAGUGGUUCCUCGCUCCUUCGACAUGGCGCAUCGAUCACUGUCCCACCCCGCCCCAGGACAGCUACCCUGUCGCCGUGAUGACCAACUUCAACCGAGGCCAGCAAGCCUGGGUCCGGCGCUGGGUCAUGGAAGGCCACAACCCCUUCAUCCACCGCAGCCUGUACGUCGACAGCGGCCACUUCUCCACCUGCAUCCAGGACGCCUUCACCGCGGCCUCGGCGUACUACGCCAAGACGCCCCAGAACGAAACGUUCGUCUACCGCAUCCUCGACGAGCGCGCCGCGGCCCUCGUGGCCAGCCAGCCUGCUGUCAGCCUCGAUGGCACGCCCUCCGCCACGAUGCUUGAGACGAAAGACCAUCUGGCCCGCGUCCACGCGUUGUACGUGUACACCGUCAUCCGCCUGUACGACGGCUCUGUGAGCCAGCGCGCCGCCGCCGAGGACCUUUUACCCACUCUGGACCUAUGGUGCAAACAGCUCUGGGAGUCCGCCCUCGCGGACGUGGACUCUAUUUCGCAGGCCCGGAUGCCCCGGUCCUCCGAGUUCUACUCGAAUAACUCCAGCCUCUCAGCCUCCCAGGAAGUCGCCACCUCGGCAGCAGCUGUGGCGGCGGCGGCGGCAACAGAGGACAGCAGUGAUCAGCACGCGCGUCAAGAUACGUUCGAAACGGACCUCAUGGCCUGGAAACUCUGGGUUCUCUCCGAAUCCAUCCGCCGUACAUGGAUCAUCGUAUCGUGUGCCAUCGGAGUCUACUACGCCCUCAAGGGCCGCUGGGGCGAGUGCGCCGGCUUCGCUCAGUUCACCGCUCGAGCCGGGCUGUGGGACGCGACGUCGGCGCCCCAAUGGGCGGCCAUGCGUCGCAAGGACUUGGCCCGGAAAGACGGCGGGGAGCCAGACUUUUUUAUACCUUCGGUACACGCGGAAAGCCUCUUGCGGGAGAUGGCGGCGGCAGAGGUGGAUGAGUUCACGAGGCAUCUUUUGACCAGCUUAUGGGGAAUUGACAGAGUCGAGGACUGGGCUUUGAGGACGUCUUCGAAGGGCAAGGUCAGCUUGAUCUAUUGA
Messenger RNA from Colletotrichum graminicola M1.001, 1473 nucleotides. RefSeq lists its product as uncharacterized. The record is from RefSeq and is a predicted model, not a curated record. The coding region runs from base 1 to 1473 and encodes 490 amino acids. Gene Ontology annotation, biological process: regulation of DNA-templated transcription. The transcript has a single exon. Lineage: Eukaryota; Fungi; Ascomycota; Sordariomycetes; Glomerellales; Glomerellaceae. Gene Ontology annotation, molecular function: DNA-binding transcription factor activity, RNA polymerase II-specific; zinc ion binding.